Kogia breviceps (pygmy sperm whale) is the source of this 1015-nucleotide messenger RNA. The record is from RefSeq and is a predicted model, not a curated record. Lineage: Eukaryota; Metazoa; Chordata; Mammalia; Artiodactyla; Physeteridae.
CCUAAGCCCUUUGGGUCACCGACCGGACAGAUGGUGCUGGGCCUUGUGACUCCAGGAAACGGGCAUGGAUUGGUUCUCCCAGCAAUUUUAUUUGCCUGCUCUUAGUGAAGCGCCGUGCUGAGCGCAGGGGCUGCACAGGUCACUGUGUCCCCAGCCCUUAGAGGUGCCAGGAUUCAUAUUAGAGCUGAAAUGAACGCAGCCCCCGAGGGGAGGACCUCCUCCUGGAAAGCAAACAGAUAAUUACUGCAGGGUGUGGUUCCUGGUUUCAGAAAAGAUGGCAGAGGAACUGGAUCUCUCGGGACAGGACUCUGAUGCGGGGAGUGAGGAGGUGGUCCUGACCCCUGCAGAGCUCAUUGACAGGCUGGAACAGGCCUGGAUGAAUGAAAAGUUUGCCCCUGAGCUGCUGGAAAACAAGUCAGAAAUCGUAGAAUGUGUCAUGGAGCAGCUGCAGCACAUGGAAGAAAAUCUCAGGAGGGCCAAGAAAGGCGACCUGAAGGUCAGCAUCCAUCAGAUGGAGAUGGAGAGGAUCCGCUUCAUCCUGAGCAGCUACCUGCGGUGUCGGCUCAUGAAGAUAGAGAAGUUUUUCCCUCACGUCCUUGAAAAGGAGAAAACACGCCGUGAGGGGGAGCCUUCCAGCCUCUCUCCGGAAGAGUUUGCCUUUGCCAGAGAGUACAUGGCUAACACAGAGAGCUACCUCAAGAAAGUUGCCUUAAAGCACAUGCCUCCUAAUUUACAGAAGGUGGACCUCUUGCGGGCAGUUCCCAAACCAGACCUGGAUUCAUAUGUGUUUCUGAGGGUGAAAGAGCGACAAGAAAACAUACUGGUAGAACCGGAAACAGAUGAGCAGAGGGACUAUGUGAUCGACCUGGAGGAGGGCUCACAGCACUUGAUCCGAUACAAAACCAUCGCACCCCUGGUCGCUUCUGGAGCCGUACAGCUGAUUUAAAACCGGAAGCAGCUCACCCAGAGUGAGGACAUGGGACGUUAGAGGGCGUAUUUGGAAACCCCACGUGUC